CAUUAAUAAUAAUAUCAUUUAAUAGUAGUUACUAAGAGAGCAGUUAGUCCACGUUACGGAUUUGGAUGAAGGAAGAAGAUGGCUUUAGCUAGCGUGCUACGGUUGUUUCCCUCCUCACCACCACACCUUUCCCCACUUCUCUGCAAAUCCCCGCCCCCUUUUCCGUUCAACAGCAACCGUUUCUCCUCUUCCCCCUUUCCCAUUUUAAACCAACGCUCCUCUUUCGUCACUGCUGCCCUACCCGACUCCGCUGACGAACAAACCGUCGUCUCCGUUGAUUCUGUUGUCUCCGAAGAUAAUUUCAACGAUCCUAGGGUCAUCGUUUCGGCUUGCUUGGUCGGUGUUUUUACGGGAAUCGCCGUCGUUUUGUUUAACAACGGCGUGCAUGAGAUUCGCGACUUUUUCUGGGACGGGAUUCCUUACAGAGGUGCUUCCUGGUUGCGAGAGGAGCCUCUCGACUCCGUUUGGGUACGUGUUAUUUUUGUGCCUGCUUGCGGCGGUUUAAUCGUCAGCGUCUUGAACGCUGCUAGGAACGCCGUUUCGGAAGCUAGUUAUAGCGCCAAAGCUGCGUUGGGUUCUGUUUUGAAAGCUUUAGCGGCUUGUGUCACGCUCGGGACUGGCAAUUCCUUAGGACCUGAAGGUCCAAGCGUUGAGAUUGGUUCCUCCAUUGCUAAAGAAAUCCAUUCUCUUUUGGAUAAAAAUCCUCAAACCAAGCUCUCCCUUUUGGCUGCUGGCUCAGCUGCUGGAAUCUCAUCUGGUUUCAAUGCCGCCGUUGCUGGUUGCUUUUUCGCCGUUGAGUCGGUUUUGUGGCCAUCAUCGCCGGCGGAUUCAUCAGUGUCACUUACUAACACAACUUCGAUGGUAAUUCUCAGUGCAGUUAUCGCUUCCGUGAUCUCUGAAGUUGGUCUUGGUUCUGAACCUGCCUUUAAGGUUCCUGAGUAUGAUUUCCGGUCUCCUGGUGAACUUCCACUUUAUUUAUUGCUGGGUCUUCUUUGUGGCUUGGUUUCAUUGGCUUUUUCUAAAUUGACAUCUUACUUACUGGGUGUUGUGGACAAUCUUAACAAGGAUGUUGGGAUACCAAAGCCUGUGUUUCCUAUAGUUGGGGGACUAACUGUUGGUGUAAUAGCCUUGGCAUAUCCUGAAAUUCUGUACUGGGGUUUCGAUAAUGUCGAUCUUUUGUUAGAAUCUCGGCCAUUCGUCAAAGGUCUUUCGGGUGAUCUCUUGUUUCAGCUGGUGGCAGUCAAGAUUAUUGCAACUUCUUUGUGCCGGGCCUUUGGGUUAGUAGGAGGGUAUUAUGCCCCUUCACUUUUUAUUGGUGCAGCAACUGGGAUGGCAUAUGGGAAAUUCAUUAGUUUCGCAAUUGCUCAGUCUGAUCCAGCUAUUCACCUUUCAAUCUUGGAAGUGGCCUCACCACAAGCAUAUGGCCUGCGCCUUUUUCAGGUUGGCAUGGCUGCAAUGCUUGCAGGGGUCUGUCAGGUACCUCUCACUGCAGUUCUGCUUCUGUUUGAGUUGACUCAGGAUUAUCGGAUAGUUUUGCCUUUACUAGGAGCUGUUGGGCUUUCUUCUUGGAUUACUUCUGGACAGAUGAAAAGAAAGGAUGUUAAAGGGACCAAAGCGCUUGAAGAUGGAAACAGAUAUACAAUUCAACAGCCAGAAGAAUCAGAUAAUACAACUAGUCUAUCUUCUACCGAGGCGCCACCUUAUUUCAAUAACCUUUGUGAAGUUGAAAGUUCACUCUGCAUUGAUGAUUCCAGCAUUAGAACCAAGGAUUUAGAGAAGAGAAUUUUUGUUAAAGAAGCCAUGAGGACGAGAUAUGUGACAGUAAUGACGAGUACUUUACUUACGGAAGCAGUGACUCUUAUGCUUACGGAAAAGCAGUCUUGUGCAAUAAUUGUUGAUAAUGACAACCUUUUAUUGGGUUUGUUGACACUAACAGAUAUUCAUGAGUUCAGCAAAUUUGCAAAAGACAAAAGUUUGGACUCCAAGGUGCUUUUGGUAUCUGAAAUAUGUUCAUCAGAUGGUGCAAAAUGUAAAGUGCCAUGGACAGCUACACCUACUAUGGAUAUUCUGUCUGCAGAAAUGAUCAUGAAUAAAUAUGAUCUGAGUCAUGUUCCAGUGAUAUCUGAGCGUGUCAAAGACUGCAGAGGGCAGCCAAUUGGCCUUCUGGACAGAGAAUGUAUCAGUCUUACUUGCAGAGCCUUGGCCACAAGAGAAUCUCUUGAUUUUGACACAGUAAAGGCAAUUGUGGAAUAAGGGUGAAGCUUAACCCCGUACAUGAUAUAGGACGAGACAGUGAUUGACAUGGAAAAUUUUUUUUGUACUUUGAUUUCAAUUAUUGGUGAUCCUUCCAAUUUAGCCUUGGAAAACGGAAUUGGCUGUGUGGCCAAAAUCUUCUUUCUCAAAUAGAGCCAUCAGUUGGAGGGAAGCUAAAACACACACCAGAUAACCACUGGGACCUGGGAUAUGGUCCGACUUUCCUAUGCAUGGCUGGACCAACUGGAAGGGCUCUGUUAUACUUAUUUUUCUUCAAGCUGGGAGAUGAUUAGCCAACAUAGCUGCCUUAGGAUGUUCAGGACCAUCAAACCGUUCACAGCCCCGAAGGUCUAAGAUUUUGCAGGCUGGGGCUACGAACAAUUGGCAAAAGAGAAUUGUUCAAAUAGGAUUCUUACAUUGGGUAUAAUAGUCCUGUCCGAAAUUUUUUUCUUAUGUUAGCUAUUUUCGUGAUUUCUCUACCUUACACUACACUCAGUAAAGGUAGCUACACCACAACAGGUAUAUACUUUGUCGUGCUUUUAAUGUUCUAUCGAAGGACUUAGCAAAUCAUCAUGGGGGAGAGAUUCAAACACGAUGUUCCAUGUCUGUAUAAUCAUACCGAUUGAGAGAGCCUACUGAACGCCCAAUUUUGGGACAAGUAUUUUACUGUCUCCAACAUCAGCAGUACCAAUCACUGUAAAUGCACAACACAUUCUUUAUUAAAUUUUUAGUUGUAUGCUGACUUGUAUUGAUGGUUAUUUCAUGAAUCACCAUUGUUUUCGACAAUGAUUAAAA
This is a messenger RNA of Gossypium raimondii (Peruvian cotton), 3048 nucleotides long. RefSeq names its product chloride channel protein CLC-e. Gene Ontology annotation, biological process: transmembrane transport; chloride transport. NCBI's taxonomy places the organism in Eukaryota, Viridiplantae, Streptophyta, Magnoliopsida, Malvales, Malvaceae. The coding region runs from base 79 to 2253 and encodes 724 amino acids. The transcript is spliced from 6 exons. Gene Ontology annotation, cellular component: chloroplast thylakoid membrane. Gene Ontology annotation, molecular function: voltage-gated chloride channel activity. The record is from RefSeq and is a predicted model, not a curated record.